Messenger RNA from Oryctolagus cuniculus (rabbit), 2758 nucleotides. The record is from RefSeq and is a predicted model, not a curated record. Lineage: Eukaryota; Metazoa; Chordata; Mammalia; Lagomorpha; Leporidae.
UCUCUGCUCUUCUGCAGUGCAGAGACUGGGCCUAUUGAGGAAGUGGGGCCAAGAUCAACACAGCACUAGAGGACUUGGAGAAAGGAAACAUUCUCUUCCUCUGAACUUAUCUCCAUAGUCACUGUGCUUCACCUUGGAGACAACCUGCUCAGCCUCAAUGGGCUUCGACGUGCUCCUGGAUCAAGCUGGAAGUCUGGGGAGAUUUCAGAUCCUUCAGAUUGCCUUCUUUUUUGUCACCAAUGUUAUAACAUACACUCAUAUUCUGUUAGAGAACUUCACUGCAGCCAUCCCUGGGCAUCGCUGCUGGGUCCCCCUCCUGGACAACCACACCGCCUCUGGCAAUGCCUCUGACAUCCUCAGCCAAGACGCCCUCCUGAGAGUCUCCAUCCCGCUGGACUCAAACCUGAGGCCAGAGAAGUGCCGUCGCUUCACCCAUCCCCAGUGGCAGCUCCUUCAUCUGAACAGGACCUUCCCCAAUGUAAGUGAGUCAGACACAGAGCCCUGUGUGGAUGGCUGGGUGUACGAUCAGAGCUCCUUCUCCUCCACCAUUGUGACUAAGUGGGACCUCGUCUGUGAAUCUCAGUCACAAAAAUCAGUGGUUCAAACCCUGUUCCUGAGUGGGUCGCUGCUGGGAAGUCUGAUAUUUGGCUAUCUCUCAGACAGGUAUGGAAGGAAGGGGAUUUACACAUGGUGUCUCCUCCAGACGGCCAUUAUGGACACCUGUGCCACCUUUGCUCCCACCUUCCUCAUCUUCUACAUUCUGCGCUUCUUGGCUGGAUUUUCUGCCACAACUGUUAUGGCAAACUCUUUCAUUCUUGUAUCAGAGUGGACAGUUGCCAAGUCACAAUAUUUAGGAGUAACACUGAUGUUAUAUGCCUAUGGCGUUGGGCAGAUACUCUUGGGAGGAUUAGCUUUUGCCAUUCGAGACUGGCACACACUGCAUCUGACUGUGUCUAUACCCUUGUUUGUCCUCUCCUUGUUCUCCAGGUAUGUACUAGCAUGGGGAAACUAUUGUGGGAACACACAGUCACUGUGCUUCACCUUGGAGACAACCUGCUCAGCCUCAAUGGGCUUCGAUGUGCUCCUGGAUCAAGCUGGAAGUCUGGGGAGAUUUCAGAUCCUUCAGAUUGCCUUCUUAUUUGUCACCAGUAUGAUAACAUACCCUCAAGCUCUGUUGGAGAACUUCACUGCAGCCAUCCCUGGGCAUCGCUGCUGGGUCCCCCUCCUGGACAACCACACCACCUCUGGCAAUGACUCUGACAUCCUCAGCCAAGACGCCCUCCUGAGAGUCUCCAUCCCGCUGGACUCAAACCUGAGGCCAGAGAAGUGCUGUCGCUUCACCCAUCCCCAGUGGCAGCUCCUUCAUCUGAACAGGACCUUCCCCAAUGUAAGUGAGUCAGACACAGAGCCCUGUGUGGAUGGCUGGGUGUACGAUCAGAGCUCCUUCUCCUCCACCAUUGUGACUAAGUGGGACCUCGUCUGUGAAUCUCAGUCACAAAAAUCAGUGGUUCAAACCCUGUUCCUGAGUGGGUCGCUGCUGGGAAGUCUGAUAUUUGACUAUCUCUCAGACAGGUAUGGAAGGAAGGGGGUUUACACAUGGUGUCUCCUCCAGACGGCCAUUAUGGACACCUUUGCUCCCACCUUCCUCAUCUUCUGCAUUCUACGCUUUUUAGCUGGAUUUUCUAUCAUAAUUGUUUUGUCAAACUCUUUCAUUCUUGUAUCAGAGUGGACAGUUCCCAAGUCACAACAUAUAGGAGUGACACUGAUGUUAUGUGCCUAUGGCGUUGGGCAGAUACUCUUGGGAGGAUUAGCUUUUGCCAUUCGAGACUGACACACACUGCAUCUGACUGUGUCUCUACCCUUGUUUGUCCUGUCCUUGCUCUCCAGGAGGCUGGUGGAGUCUGCUCGGUGGCUGAUUACCACCAAUCAGCUAGUUGAAGGCACCAAGGCACUUAGAAGUGUUGCACACAUCAAUGGAAAAGAGAGUUCUGGAAAGAUCCUGACCCUUGAGUUUGUGCGGUCCACCAUUCAGGAGGAGAUGGACAAAGCCUCAACCAAACCAUCCGUGGUCGAGGUGUUCCAGGCACCCAAACUGCGCAUGAGGAUUCUCUACCUGAGCUUCCUGAGGCUUGGAGGCACUGUGCCCUUUUACGGCUUGAUACUCAACCUACAGGAACUGGGGAGCAGUAUCUUCAUGUUCCAGAUCCUCUUUGGAGCUGUCACAUUCAUAUCAAGAUGUAUUAUCCUUUUGAUAAUGAAAUACAUGGAUCGUCGGAUCAGUCAGUCGUUGUUUUCCUUACUGGCAGGACUUUGCAUUCUGGUCAACACCUUUUUGUUCAAAGAAAUGCAGACUCUAUGUGUGAUUUUAGCCACUUUGGGAAUCGGUGCUGUUUCUGCUGCCCUUGCUAUUUUCUCAGUCCAGUCUGUAGAACUCAUCCCUACUAUAUGCAGGUCAACAUUUUCAGGAAUCAAUAAUUUGUUCUCAAGAAUUGGAACAGUGCUGGCUCCCCUCUUUAUGGCCGUAGUGGUGUAUUCUCCCCACCUGCCCUGGAUCAUGUAUGGAGUCUUCCCCAUCCUUUGUGGCCUGAUUGUCUUCUGCCUUCCGGAAACCAGGAAUCAGCCUCUUCCUAACACCAUUCAGGAUGUGGAAAAGGACACAAAAUAUUCUAGGAGAGUAAAGAAUGAAGAUACUUUCCUGAAAAUAACACAAUUUUAAGGCAUGCCAAGAAUUGAUCUGAAGAAGAGCUAAAUAAAGAGA